UCACAAACGAAGCCUAAAUCCCUCCCAAGUUUAAUUAAUUAAUUAAUUAAAACAGCUGAACUCUCUCUGUCUCCAGUCACCUAAGACGUGGGAGAGGAGACGGGGAAAUUGUCACUCGAUUUCUCUUCUCCAGAUCCCUCUUUCUAUCACAAAGGUUAUCGCAGUUGAUGGCUAGGGUUUUUAGUUUAUCCAUGCAUCCUACUCGUUUUUCCAGAGAUCUCCGUGCCUUGCAAGUCCCUCAAUUGUUCCUUAAGAAUUUACCAGAAAAUUUAUUCAGGCUCUCUUAUGGAGCAGGAAGAUCCUAUAUAUCUGUCACCAUAAUGGCAACCACACUACAGCCUCAGUGCUCCAAGUCUGCAAGCCACUUCUUUAGCACUAAACCUUCUAAUGAGGUGCUGGAGAUCUGGCGAAAUGCUGAUGCGGUUUGCUUUGAUGUUGAUAGUACUGUUUGCUUGCACGAGGGAAUCGAUGAACUUGCUGAUUUUUGUGGUGCCGGGAAAGCUGUUUCGGAGUGGACUAACAAGGCAAUGAGUGGAUCUGUUCCUUUUGAGGAGGCUCUUGCAGCCAGAUUAUCUUUAUUUAGCCCUUCUCUUUCGCAACUCCAGGAUUUUCUCGAGAAAAGGCCUCCACGGUUAUCGCCUGGCAUUGCUGAAUUGAUCAACAAGCUGAAAGCUUCAAACACUGAUGUUUAUUUGAUAUCCGGAGGUUUUCGUCAAAUGAUCAAACCUGUUGCGUUGCAGCUGGGAAUUCCUGGAGAAAACAUCUUUGCCAAUCAGUUAGUUUUUGGGAGUUCCGGUGAGUUCCUUGGGUUUGACAUAACAGAGUUUACUUCUAGGAGUGGUGGGAAGGCUGUGGCUGUCCAGCAUAUAAGAAAGGUCCAUGGAUACAAGUCUCUAAUAAUGAUUGGAGAUGGAGCAACUGAUCUUGAGAACUCAAAGCCAACAUCUUGAUCUGAAAUUUUAGAGAUUGAACUGAUGCAUUGGGUAUUCCGUCGUUAUCACCAACUUUAUCGUGGAACAACAGAGAUUUCCCUGGUUGUCUUCUUGAUUUCGUUGCCAAAGCAAUCAACAUGAUCCCACUAAAUUUCUUAGUUUUUGUACGGCUUAAAGGAAUUGUAAGGAAAUUAAAAUGAUGAAGGAAUUGAAUUAAAAUUUGUUUCGAGGAGUUUGUCCAUUUAUGUUGGAUUGAGUAGAAAGUGACUCUUUGUUUCUCAUAGGGGGCAUGUUCCAGAAUAUGACUUGAAAAGUUAUUCUUUUUA
Dendrobium catenatum is the source of this 1258-nucleotide messenger RNA. Its product is annotated as phosphoserine phosphatase, chloroplastic. The coding region runs from base 168 to 950 and encodes 260 amino acids. Gene Ontology annotation, cellular component: cytoplasm. Gene Ontology annotation, molecular function: L-phosphoserine phosphatase activity; magnesium ion binding. The transcript has 8 exons. NCBI's taxonomy places the organism in Eukaryota, Viridiplantae, Streptophyta, Magnoliopsida, Asparagales, Orchidaceae. Gene Ontology annotation, biological process: L-serine biosynthetic process; dephosphorylation. The record is from RefSeq and is a predicted model, not a curated record.